AUGCCGGGCACCACCGCAGCCGGGUGCCACCGCAGCCGGGCGCCACCGCAGCCGGGCACCACCGCAGCCGGGCACCACCGCAGCCGGGCACCACCGCAGCCGGGCACCACCGCAGCCGGGCACCACCGCAGCCGGGCCCCACCGCAGCCGGGUGCCACCGCAGCCGGGCACCACCGCAGCCGGGCACCACCGCAGCCGGGUGCCACCGCAGCCUAG
Molecule: messenger RNA, 216 nt
Organism: Knipowitschia caucasica
Lineage: Eukaryota; Metazoa; Chordata; Actinopteri; Gobiiformes; Gobiidae
Source: the annotation of a GenBank genome assembly